AUGAGUUAUUCUCAGGAAGAAAUAGAAAAAAAGCGUUUGUUAGCCUUACAACGUAAACAACAUGCUCAGUCAAAAAGUAAUUUGAGUGGCUCUACAAAUAUUAGAAGUAAUAUUCUUUCUAGUAAUAGCAAUAUUAUUGUCAAGGAAAAUAAGUCAAUUAAUGUCACUAAAUCUCUUGGAAAUGGUGCAACAAAAUAUGUUGACUUCAAAGCAAAGUUUGGAAAUAACCUCAAUAAAAGCAAUACAAACUUCAAUAAACACAAGGAACGUUUUAAUCCUAUUUCAACACAGAAUUUUUUUGGCCAAAAAUCUCGCAUUACAGGAAAAUGUUACAUGAUAACUGAUGAAAGAUUUACAUUGGAAACAUCAUCAUACUUCGUUCCACUUAUUGAAACAUUGAAAACAAUUCCAAGUAGAUCAUAUGACAUGAAAACAAAAACCUGGAAUUUUUUGUUAAAAGAUUAUGAAACUGUAAUGGAGAAAAUCAUUCAUUUCAAAGCUGACAUACAAGUAGUGGGAAUACCACAGAUAAUUGUUCAGAUAUUCAGAAAAAAUUCUACCUCAGAGAAAAUUGUUGAUAAUAUAGAUUUAUCAAACAUUGAUCCUCACUUAGUAGAGAGUUUAAUGCCCUUUCAGCGGGAAGGAAUAUGCUAUGGAAUAUCUAAAUCUGGUCGUUGCAUGAUUGCUGAUGACAUGGGUCUGGGUAAAACCAUUCAAGCAUUAGGCAUUGCACACAACUUCAGAAGUAAUUGGCCUCUACUUAUCGUUGCGCCAUCAUCCGUUAGAUAUCACUGGUCAGAAUCAAUAUAUACAUUUUUGCCAUCAGUGCCUGCACAGUACAUUCAUCAUUAUUCAAGUACAAAAGACUUUUUGGAUAAUAACAACAUUGUUAUUACAACUUAUGAUCUUAUAGUGCGAGCCGUAGAUACAUUCACACGCCGAAGCUUUGGUUUUGUUAUUUUGGAUGAAUCUCAUGCUUUAAAAAAUGUAAACACUGCAAGAUUUAAGGCUAUUCAAUGUGUAGUUGCACAAGCACGUCAUGUUGUUUUGCUUUCUGGAACUCCUGCUCUAUCAAGGCCCAUAGAAUUAUAUUCUCAGAUAAAUCUUAUAAUGCCUACGUUUAUGGGAUAUCAGGAAUAUGGUAUUCGAUAUUGUGCAGGAGAAAAAGCUUCAUAUGGAUGGGUUUUUUUAGGGUCAUCAAACAUGCAAGAAUUGCAAUUGUUAUUAAAACACACUUGCGUAAUUCGAAGGUUAAAAAAUGACGUUUUAAAUCAAUUACCAAAGAAAAAGAGAGAAAUUGUUAUACUAGAUCCAGAUUUAAUACAAGCUGGUACCAAGGAAAUGUUAAAAAUAUCCAAAACUUUAGAACGUAAUGUUUUAACUGGUGUAAAAAGACAUAAUACUCUUAUACAGUAUUAUAAUGAAUCCAGUAUUGCUAAACAGAAAGCUAUAUGUGAUUAUAUCUCAAAACUAUUUAAAGCUAAAGAGAAGUUUAUUAUAUUUGCCCAUCAUCGUAAUAUUUUGGAUGCCAUUUGUGAUGUUGCAGAAUCAAUGAAAAUAAAAUAUAUUAGAAUUGACGGUACUACAAAUCCUGAACGUAGAAAAUCUGAAGUUGAUAAGUUUCAAUCUUGCGAAGACUAUGUGGCAGCAAUUUUAUCAAUUACAGCAGCAAAUGCGGGGAUUACGUUGACAGCUGCGCAACUCGUAGUUUUUGCAGAAUUGUUUUGGAAUCCGGGAAUUCUGUGUCAAGCAGAAGAUAGAGCACAUAGAAUUGGUCAAAAUGAAAAUGUUUUGAUUCAGUAUUUGGUUGCGAAACAAACGUCAGAUGAUUAUUUAUGGCCAUUAAUCCAGAAGAAAAUGAACGUAUUAAAUGAAGCUGGACUUGAUCAAGAAUUUUCACUUAAAGAUAUUGACGUUACAAAACAUGCCUUACGUUCAAUGCAAACAACUUUAGAUAUUUUUAUAGACAAGGAACAAUACGAAUAUAAAGCUGACGAAAAAAUUGUACAAAGCAACGAAAAUAGUGAAAAUAUCUCGUUAGAAAGUUUGUCUCCUGCAACAACAGAUGAAUUUAAAGGUUUACUUGAAUUCAAUGAAGAAGACUUUGGUGAUUGGGAUGACAUGAAAUGA
Messenger RNA from Habropoda laboriosa, 2130 nucleotides. RefSeq names its product SWI/SNF-related matrix-associated actin-dependent regulator of chromatin subfamily A-like protein 1 (gene Marcal1). Gene Ontology annotation, molecular function: ATP binding; ATP-dependent chromatin remodeler activity. Gene Ontology annotation, biological process: replication fork processing; DNA repair. The coding region runs from base 1 to 2130 and encodes 709 amino acids. The transcript is spliced from 11 exons. Lineage: Eukaryota; Metazoa; Arthropoda; Insecta; Hymenoptera; Apidae. Gene Ontology annotation, cellular component: nuclear replication fork. The record is from RefSeq and is a predicted model, not a curated record.